CAUCCCCGUGAGUAGUAGUAGUCUCACUUAUCAGCAUUCACCGUAUGUAAACUGGGUUUUGGAUGAACAAUUAAUGUUCUUUGGAUGUAUUUGUGAUGCUUUUGGCUUCUCUGUUUGGGCAUUUGUCAAUAUCUGAUGGUAGUAUUUACUGCAAUUGCUGUUCUUUCUGUGAAUUUUUAACCGUGAGGGUGGGGACAAAGCCAAUUCUGAUACUACAAUGCAUGCAACAAAGUGGCGGGAUUCUAGUUUGAAGCCAUUCAACUUCAUGGAGGAGAAAGUUUCAAGACACAGGCGUUCUCAGAGUGAUCCAAUUAAGAGAAGACUAAAGACAGAGAGAUUAAGUAGCAUCCUUGAAUCUCCUUAUCAAGAUAAGAUGGAAUUAGGACAGCCGACAGCCUGUAUUGAAGUGCAGAAGAGGCAACCCUUUAAUACUGACGUUCAAUGUUCUUUGAAGCAAGAGGUUCUACAGCUUCAAAGGAAAUUAAAGGACCAAUUUGUAGUACGGUGUGCAUUAGAGAAAGCAUUAAGUCAUCGGCCUCUCUCACAUGAUGCUGCUGCUAUAGAACACUUAAUCCCCAAGCCUGCCCAAGACCUGAUCAAGGAAAUUGCAGUCUUAGAGUUAGAAGUUGUGUAUUUGGAACAAUAUCUUCUUUCUUUGUAUCGGAAAAAUUUUGAUCAACAAAUAUCAUCUCUAUCAACUAUGGAGGGAAGAUUGAAAUCAACUUCAGUCAUCCACAAAGACAUUUUUGGAGAAGUAGCUGAUUACGAUAUUAUGUCAGAGAAAGAAGAUUCAGUCAUCCACUCCAGUCAUCUUAUGCUGCCUCGAAAUUCAAGUGCUAAUCCACCGAACGAAUGCAAUGAUAUUUGGCGAACGCGGAAGCUACUGGAUUCUAGUAUUCAUCGCAGUGACUCAUCACUUUCUCAGCAUUCAGCUUGUUUAACUAGAGCUUCUCCUCCUAUGAAAUUUCUAACUAAAGCUGUAGACUCGUACCAUUCUCUACCUUUGUCAAUGCUGGAGCAACCUCAGACUGCCACUUCCAACGUAAGUCUGGCAGAGCAUCUCGGGACCCCUUUCACCAAUCAUAUUCCAGAGACACCAAACUGGCUUUCUGAGGAGAUGAUUAAGUGCAUUUCAGCCAUAUAUUGUGAACUUGCAGACCCACCUUUGAUAAAUCAUGAUUACCCUUCGUCAUCAAUAUCCGAGUAUUCUUCACAAGGUCAGAAUGAUAAGUGGAGCUCACAAUGCAAGAAAUUCUCAUCAUUCAAUUCAAACUUUGAUAACCCUUUCCACAUUGAAGGAUCAAAAGAAUUCAGUGGACCUUACUGCACUAUGGUGAAGGUGCAAUUGAUAUGUAGAGAAAGUCAGAAAUUAAGAGAAAUUGAAUACAUGCUACGACGAUUUAGGGCACUUGUUUCUCGGUUGGAAGAAGUUGAUCCCAGAAAGAUGAAACAUGAGGAGAAGCUAGCCUUUUGGAUUAAUGUUCACAAUGCACUAGUAAUGCAUGCAUUUUUGGUUUAUGGAAUUCCACAGAAUACUCUUAAGCGAAUGUCUGUACUACUCAAGGCUGCAUAUAAUGUUGGGGGUCACACCAUAACUGUGGAGAUGAUACAAAGCUCUAUCCUGGGAUGUCGAUUGCCUCGUCCAGGACAAUGGCUGUGGACGUUGUUUUCGUCAAAGACAAAAUUCAAGGUUGGAGAUACGCGGAAAGCAUAUGCAAUUGAGCACCGAGAACCUCUUCUACAUUUUGCACUUUGUUCAGGAAGCUUUUCUGAUCCUGCGGUCCGUAUAUACACAUCCAAGAGAGUGUUUGAAGAGAUGGAAGCUGCAAAAGAAGAAUACAUUCAAUCAACCUUCAGCAUACGUAAGGACCAGAAAAUCCUUCUACCAAAGAUAGUGGAGUCUUUUGCCAAGGAUUCAGGUUUGUGCUCAGCUGACUUGGUGCAGAUGAUUGAACAUUUUAUGCCUGAUACUCAAAGGAAGAGCAUUCAGCAGUGUCAGCACAAAAGAACAUGGAAGGGAAUUGAGUGGAUUCCUCACAACUUUACUUUCCGCUAUAUGCUUUCAAAAGAAUUAGCCUAAUGAUCUCAUAGCUUAAUAAGUGCUCAAGAGUCGAGAUCCUUUCCUAGGAGGUGAUAGCAGUGAUAGUAUGGGGCAGGUAUUUCAGUUGGCUUUAGCCUUAAUGGCUUUUUUAAAAAUUUUUAUUUUUUUUCACUAUUAAGUUCAGCUAGCCUAGUAGUUGAGAAUGACAGAUGAAUCAUAACUGAACCUUAUCAAGAACAUUGAGAAUAAUGAUGAUCAAAGAAGGUCAAGGUUACUCAGAUUGAGAAUAUCUAAAAAAUGCAUGAAGUGAAUUGUUUGAAGUCAGAAGAGAGAAAGAUGAGAAAGUAACCUGCUAUUUAAGGCCAUGACAUCUUCUUGUAAGCUUGAGCUUGUUUGAUCACAGUCUGGUUUGAAUGGUAGGGUUGUGAUUCGGCUGUCAUUCCCAGUCAUCUUGCCGACUUCUUCGAUAGAUUUUCGUGUACAUACAAAAGAAAGCAGCAAGAGAUAGCUUGAUAGAAUGGUGGCUUGCAGUUCUGUGUAAUAUGAUUAUUAUAUGGCUGGAUUUUGUAAUGUAAAAAGUAUCUCAUUAGUGUUUGGAAAGUUAUGAUG
Molecule: messenger RNA, 2650 nt
Organism: Corylus avellana
Lineage: Eukaryota; Viridiplantae; Streptophyta; Magnoliopsida; Fagales; Betulaceae
Source: RefSeq, a predicted model, not a curated record